AUGCCCAACGACGACCAAUAUCGCAAGGCCGUGCAAAGCGCAGUCGAAGACAUUGCUUCUAAGCGUCACACAAAAAGUUCAUCCCAACUCGUUAUUGAAGCUGUGAUUGAGGGCGUGAAGCUAUAUCGCAGUUACAAGAAGGAAGAGAAGAAGGAAAAGCGAAAAGACAAACAGAAGGACCAUAGGGGACGCAGAAAGAGAGACGGUAUGAAUGACAACCAAAGAGAUGGAGAUUACCAACGUCACAACCAUGCGCCCUAUGAGCGGACUGAUGGAUCAAGAGAGAGACAUCAGCGUCAACAUCACAACCGGCCGCGCGGUAGAGACCAUGAACAAUAUAGUGACAGCUCACACAGUAGGUAUCAGUGUGGUUCCAACGAGGAGCAUUACAAAGAUAGAAAAAGAGAUUGCCCAGUAAGUCGCGCAAGUAGGUAUCAAACCCCGUGGCAGGAACUGAAAAAAGAGAAUGCUCAAACAUCCCAUCCCCAACAUCGUGACGGGAUAGAGGCCUCGAGAUCUCACCAUCAGUCUCGGGCCGAACAAAGACACCCAGGCGCGCGAACAGGAAGGAUAGGUGCAUCUGACUCUCCAACUCGUCAGCAGAGAGGUCCCGAUGGCACACCAUUCGGCAGCCUACCCAAGUACAGAUCCAAACCAGGCAUGACCUUUGAACUUGGCAAUCACUUCAUAAACACGUACAAGCAUAUCAAGGCCGAGCACGAUGCUGGAUACAGAUCGAAAGGGUUCAUCCAGAAAGCAUUGGAUGAAGUAAGGAAGAAGAAACUAGAGGCAAAGACUAGGGAAGAAAGGAUGAAACAUGAUUGGAAUAGAGAAGGGACCCUGAGAAAUGAUAAAGUUCGGAAGAAGCAGCCCGAGAUUGACGAACGGUAUAAGCAGCGAAUUGAGGUCUAUGAGUGGAAGCCCAAAGCUGCUGAGGCUGAGGCACGGGGGCGCCAUUACCGAAACCGAAAGGACCGUGGACGAAUGGGUCAAGAUGGUGAGCAAAGAUGGAGAGUUGCUGGUCAGAAGAGUAGUCAGGGCGCGCCAGUUCCUGUAAUACGUGUCCGAUCUGCAUCACCUGUUGGAAGUCCUGAACGAACAAUUCCUCCUAGUUAUAGAUCAAGGCCAUUGUCAAGACCCUCAGGACCUCAAAAGUCUCAGGUUAGGAGCAAGAAGGAGAUGUGUCAAUCUGGAGCAACAUCGCGCGAUCAUCAAAACAGUCAAGAAGCCCCGAUUCCGGGAGAUUACGAUUACGAAGACAGUCACAUUGAAUACAGAGAAACGCACCCUCGGUCAAAUAAUUUUGAUGACCCUCAACGCCAUGGUAUAGCUUCCUCUCUCGUAGGCAACCAAUCGUCAAUAGAGUCGGAAACCACCUCCAGAGUUUCGUCUCCCAUCAUGUCACAUGCGCCUCCACCUCCGCCUCCGCUACCCAUAUUGAGAGCGGCUGGUAAUGGAAGAGCAGCUCGACUCGAAUCCAUUCAAGGCGGAAUCGAGCAGCUCAAAGUAGCUUCUCCAAACGAAAAAGGCAAGUCGGCAAGUUCCAGUGCAGGAGGAGCUUUGUACGAGCAAACAGAGUAUAGCCAGGAGGUUGAAGAGCGAGAACGUGCUCAAGUAGAAGGGUCAAAUGUUGGGGGAGACGCUCAGCCAUAACCGAACAGAGCGUUCCGUCAAGACCUUUUGGAUGCACUCCAGAGACGGAAUGCUACAGGACCAGGUACUGUUGCCCAUAACUUGACGGCAAUGAGAGAUUGU
Messenger RNA from Bipolaris sorokiniana ND90Pr, 1755 nucleotides. RefSeq lists its product as uncharacterized. Bases 1 to 1653 code for a protein of 550 amino acids. NCBI's taxonomy places the organism in Eukaryota, Fungi, Ascomycota, Dothideomycetes, Pleosporales, Pleosporaceae. The transcript has a single exon. The record is from RefSeq and is a predicted model, not a curated record.